UGGCAUCGAAACGCCUUUCAGUUUGUGCCUCACGCUGCUCCAUGCCAAAGGCAGCACCACGAUCUCGGGCUCCAGUCUUCCCUCUCUCUUACACUUCCAUUGAACUGACAGAGAAAGAGUGUAUCUUGUGUUCCAUCCUUUCCAGAGAAGCUCCUUUAUCCUCCAGCGUCACUUCCCAGACCCACCCUCAUACCCUUGUCUCCCGCCCGGAUGGUGCUAUCUGUGAAUCUGUGCUUCUGAUUCUCAAGUGUGACUGUGAGUGGACGUCUCUGUGUGUAAAACUCCUUGCCAGGGGCAUUGCGCAAAAGGGAGCAGUGCAAUAAAUUAUGUCCAGGGAAAAGAAAAUGUUCAAACUUCUGUCCCAAAUGUCCACUACCGAACUCAAUGAUGCCAUCGACGACAGAAACUUCCCCCAGAACGCCUCCACUUCCGCCAAGUGUACCAAUGGCAAGAAGAGCGAUGAGGAAGAAGUCGAGUCCAAUGGGAUGUGCAAGAAACGUCAGCAUCCAGCACCACUCAAAAUGACUCCAAAAUCCCCUGAAGCUGAGAGGGUACUCUAUGUUCCAGGAACACCUCAAACACCAAGAACAUCCACCACUCCAGGUCAUGAAAAUUGCACAUUCCACCAUGAUCUGGAGUUGGACCACAAGCCACCGACGCGUGAGGCCCUCCUGCCAGAGAUGACGCGAUCUUACCGGCUUCUGUUGACUGGCCUAGGCGAGGAUCCCGAUCGCCAGGGUCUCCUCAAGACACCCGAGAGAGCAGCUAAAGCGAUGCUCUUCUUCACCAAAGGAUACGAUCAAAGUCUCGAAGAAGCCCUCAAUGGCGCUAUUUUCGAGGAAGACACCGACGAGAUGGUUGUGGUGAAGGAUAUCGAAAUGUUUUCAAUGUGUGAGCAUCACUUGGUGCCCUUUUAUGGGAAAGUCUCAAUUGGAUACUUGCCAUGCAAGAAAAUCCUUGGACUCAGCAAAUUAGCCAGAAUCGUGGAAAUUUUCUCGAGGCGCCUUCAGGUUCAGGAGAGACUCACGAAGCAAAUUGCUGUCGCCGUCACACAAGCCGUACAACCAGCCGGUGUGGCUGUUAUUAUUGAGGGAGUGCACAUGUGCAUGGUGAUGCGAGGUGUUCAGAAGAUCAACAGCAAAACUGUGACAUCGACUAUGUUGGGCGUCUUCCGGGACGAUCCCAAGACCAGAGAGGAAUUCCUAACCCUCGUCAACACAAAAUAGGGAAUGCAUUUCAGGGAAACCCUCCAAACAAUCUACACCAUGACGGAAUUGCAAAUGUUAGAUGCAUUAGAAGAAUAAGGCAAAAUCUCAAUCAAUGAGCAAAAUCGAAAUCCAGCGCUCAAAAAUAAAAAAAAAAUGAAUGAAGAAGACGUUUUCAGGGGCCAACAAUUUUGUGUGCUCUCCAAUAGAUUUUCUGGGGCCUAAUAAAUGUAUUUUUAAGAAGAAUCCUGUCUUGUAGGACAAAAGAAAACUAUUUUGCAAAUAAAUUAAAUAAAUCCUUGCGAUAUUGCAGGGUAAAAUGAAUCACUUGAGCAACAAUCGGCAGGUUGCUAAAAAAAAGUAUUUUCUCGUACAAGAAAACACUGAGAAAAUCAAACAAAGUGCAACAGGUUUAGGGAACAAAUAGAGCAAAGUAUAUUUUUCAAAUCGAUGCAACAUUUUGAUCGAAAGCAAACUUUAUAUCGAUGUUAAGUGUUAUUAUUGAGAUGCUGUAAAAAAUGUAAAUAAAUUUAUCUCUAUGCCGUUAA
This is a messenger RNA of Phlebotomus papatasi, 1753 nucleotides long. It is a transcript of the gene Pu, whose product is annotated as GTP cyclohydrolase 1. Gene Ontology annotation, molecular function: GTP cyclohydrolase I activity; zinc ion binding; GTP binding. Gene Ontology annotation, cellular component: cytoplasm. The transcript is spliced from 5 exons. The record is from RefSeq and is a predicted model, not a curated record. Bases 327 to 1226 code for a protein of 299 amino acids. Gene Ontology annotation, biological process: tetrahydrofolate biosynthetic process; tetrahydrobiopterin biosynthetic process. Lineage: Eukaryota; Metazoa; Arthropoda; Insecta; Diptera; Psychodidae.